ACGAAGAGGGAGAUGGGGUGGCAGGGAGGGGAGCCCUGCAGAGUGGUUUGACGUUCCCGUGGAUGGGGUGAGCCACCUGCAGUGGUUGCCAGAGGGGCAGGUGCUCCUGGCUGGCUGUGCUGCCUUAGCACCCCUGCCCCAGGGUUGUGGCCUUAGAAGUGCAGUGUAGCCCUAUGCCGACGUGUUGCAGCCUGAAAUAAGGUACUGAGUGGCCAAAAAAAGUUGGUUCCCUGAUACGUCCACCACCCUAAAACUGGUCACAACUCUGCCUGGGUUUGUGUGAGGAGAAUGCCUCCGCAGGCAUACCUUGUCUGUAGGGAGCCUGACAGCAGUGCCAGCUUUGGCUUAGCUACCAUACGGUGAGCCUACAUGGGACUCCAUUUCCUGUUACCCACUCAGAACUUGGGCUUAGGUUCAGCUAAACAAACAGGAGCUACCCACACUUAGACACUGAGCUUGCUGCACACAAACCAUCCCAGACUGACAAAGCAUGUAGAACUCAGUGCUGAAAUGAGACAUAUUUGAUCCCUCAAGGAGUUUUUUUCCCGUUUUCAGAGGUUGGAGUUGGGGCCUCUUCAUCCUCCAUCACAUCAUUACCAAAAGCAGCGGAAGAUCACUCCCAUGCUAGGCCAUGAACACUGUCUUCUCCUCCCCAUCUGACAGUGGUGAUGAGAGUAAUCUGGAAUUAACAUCACAAUGGAUAAAACAUGCUUGGCUCUUCCUGUCCAUAUGAGGAGGAAUUGCUAGUUGGGAUAUGACAUCCCCUCAGAGGUCUGCUGCUGUCUUCUGAGGCCCAGGACUCCAGGGCACCAUCAGAAGAGAAAUGUUCACAGAAACUUUUCUUGUGUAGUAGAUGAAUAAGAGGAUGGAGGAAUAAUACAAACAGCAGUGAUACAGUUGCCAGCAAGAAGCUGGCUCUCAAAAUUUUUGACCCAGGACUUUGUAAGCCUCUUGAAGUUCUGCUACACACAUCUAUCUUGUAGCUGCUUCUGGUGAAUAUGUCUAUGAAAUACUUAAAAUGGAGUUUUUUGGCACUCUCUAUGCUUUCUGUCAUAAUAAUGACAUGGUACAUGACACUUCCUUCGCAUACUGUGAUAGAGCAUACAAACUGGAUGUAUUUCUAUGAAUAUGAGCCAGUUUACAAGCAGAAAUUCCUCUUCACGCUGCGGGAGCGUUUGAAAUGCAAAGAUACAAAUCCGUUUCUGGUCAUCUUGGUGUCUUCACAACCUAUGGAUAUAGAGGCAAGGCAGGCCAUUAGAGUAACAUGGGGUUCUAAAAAAUCCUGGGGGGACCGUCAGAUUCUAGUACUGUUCUUAUUAGGGCAAGGAGCUGAAAGAGAAGACAGCUUAGAUGCAUUAUCGAUAGAAGAUGAGAGCAUUCUGUAUGGUGACAUAAUUCGCCAAGAUUUUAUGGAUACUUAUAACAAUCUUACCUUGAAAACAAUCAUGGCAUUCAGAUGGGUGUCUGAGUUUUGUUCAAAUACUAAAUACAUUAUGAAGACUGAUUCUGAUGUUUUCAUCAACCCUGGCAACUUAGUAACGUUUCUUCAAAAUAUAAAUUCUUCAGAGAGUUUUUUUACUGGUUACCCUCUAAUUGAUAACUUUUCCUACAGAGGGUUUUACAGAAAAACAUAUAUUUCUUAUGAUGAAUAUCCAUUUAAGGUAUAUCCUCCAUACUGUAGUGGAAUGGGGUAUAUACUUGAUGGAAAACUGGCUCUGAAGAUUUAUGAAAUGAUGAGCCAUAUCAAACCUAUUAAAUUUGAAGAUGUUUAUGUUGGAAUUUGCUUAAAUAUGCUAAAUGUGAACAUCCAUAUUCUAGAAGAUACACAACUCUUCUUUUUAUACAAAAUUAACUUUAACAUCUGUAAAUAUAGACACUUGAUUGCAGUACAUGGUAUCACUUCAAGUGAAUUGAUGAGAUUUUGGCAGGAUUUAUUGACAGACACUUCACUCAUUUGCUAAUGAUCCCAUGUUAAUAUAGGUCUGUCAAAAGCUGACUGUUUUGUCCUGGCCUCUUGGUUUGAAUUGCACUGUAGAAAGUAUGUAAAUUGAGUUUUGUAGAACAAGGAAAUGGGGUUUUAGAAAGGAUCACUCAGGCUUAGGGGACUACCCUGAUUACGAGGCACAAUUAAAACAGCAGAAUAUCUCUAGAGGGUUUUCAGUAUGGUGUUUUUAAAUUGAGAAUGAGACUUCGUUGCACCUUUUUUAUUCCAGAAUUAUUUAGAUUAUAUGGUAACAGUACUCUGCUCACUCCACCCAUCUGGUUCAUUUCUGAACAGUCUGCUGCAAGUAUGGGGUCAUCCUGCCUGAGUUUCCUGCCACCUCCCCAGGAAUCUGUUGUCUUAUGGAACCGCAGGAGCAGCACCCCUUUUUUCUCAAAGAACUGUCCCACAAACCUAGAUCCUGGGGCAAAGUGCUAUCUGUUUUCCUUCAGAUGGGUACCCCGCCUACUCUAGGGAAUGUCUCAUCCUGGGCCCCCAUCAACACAUGAACUCCUCCUCUGCACUGCAUGAUGCUCAAAGUUGCUUGCUUAGUCAACCCUAAUGAUUCCUUUAGAAAUAUUGUGCCAAGAUUUUCAAAAUUAGCUGUUUAAUUUUAGGCUCCUAUGUUUUCACUGAAAUCAGCAGAAUUUCUAGAUACUCAGCACUUCAGAAAAUCUGGCUGCUUUUUUAGGUGCCUAUAUAUAUAUUUUAUAGAAUUGCCUUAAUGGCUUCAGAAAGCUGCAUUAUUUUAGUGGUAACAGUGUUCUCAGUAUAUUAAGAUAGAGGGCCAGAUCUACAGCAGUGUAACUUAGUUCAAAUAAACUUACUUUCAAGUUACUAUGCAAAAUAGGACAGCAAAAUUUAUGCACUAAUAGGCUCAUCUCCACACCUGCCAGAAUCCAGGCAGGGAAAAUAAGCAAUGAGAUUUGCUGUGAAACUUGUCAGUUGAAAUGGCUUUCAAAUGCUGAGAUCAACUUUCAUUUGCAAAAUGAACUGUUUGGUUCAGAGUUUAAAAUAAAAAUUUGGAAAUAUUUCUAGACAUUUUUCUAACAGGAAUCUUAACACAAGAAAACAAAUGAUUUUUUUUAUGUAAAGACGGGUAUUUUAUUGUCUUAGUCAUAUCAGCAAGGCCAUGUUUCCAGUAGUUUAUGCUUCUGGUAGACAAUACAGAAUCUGCAAGUGCAUUAACACAUUUAUUAUUCUUGACACAUCUAAAAUCUAUCACAUACCAAAGAUACAACAGUGACAUCCUGUACAUCUAGAAUGACAGAGCACUGCCACUUUACUUCUACUCAUACUGUAGCUAAUGAUAGGAUAUUUACAUUUAAUUUGUCUUUUAAAUUGUCUCUUAGAGACAAAUGUAGAAUAGGUAUAAAAUAACUCCACUACUAGUACCAAGAAUGAGGUUUCAUCAAUAUUUUUUAAUGUGUACUAUGAUCAAUGUUGAAUUUUGAUAACUUUGUAUAACCAUACAUGAUAUCUUACAGGUUAAUUUAAGACUAAGAUUACACUUUAGUAUUUAGGGGAGAAAAUUGUGUUCACCACCACAAACUGUAGACCCCAGUAUUUUGAAUUUUGUUCUAGAAGGGUGCUCACUGUGAUUCAAUUCAAGGUUGUGUGUUUUAUUUUUUUAAACUAGCUUGUAUAGUUUAAUGAAAUUCUAAAGAUAGGUAAUGUCUUCUUUAAAUAUGGUAGGGAGGAAGUGCUAUUCUAAUUUUAGAACUAGAAAUUACUGCAAAACUGCAACAACUAAACUUCUGGGAUCCACUUAUGAUUUGAUAUGAGUUUUACUAUAGUUGGGAGUUUUACUAUAGUUGGGUGGGAAGGAACAUGCUCAACUUGUAUAUAUCAUCUUGUCCAAUGACUGGGCAUACAUUGAAAAAUUCUCACUUACAAAAACAGCUUAUUAUUUUAAACCUACCAUGACACGAACGUUUAUUUAAUAGUGAGUGUUUGCCCCAUGAAUGCUGAUAUUCAGUGUAGUUGGACAGUGGUUAAUAUUGCUUUUUAAAAGAAUACUUUAGGUGGAAUCACAAAAGACUUCAGUCUUCAAAAAGCUGAUGCAAGGCAGAUGGCUGCAGCUGCAAAAAUAGGUAUGACAAUAAGAGAAAAGUAAGUAACUUUCUCCAAGCAAGAUACUUUUGUGCCUGACAGGGUUCACUGAUCAGCGAUUGCACAGCUUUUGCCUUCAGAAAUGUAGAUUUAUACACAGUUUAUUCAACAUGAAAUUGUAACUUAGUUACAAAACUGAUGAUUUAAUUUGAAACAGCCUCUUAGUAACUUAGACAUUUUUCUUGCUUCUCCCGUUUCUAAACAGAUUUGAACGUAUUUAUUACUAGAAGCAUAAAAUGUGUAAUACUGCUUGUCAUGUUAUUUCAACGGAAAUGUUGGCUAUUUUUAAAAACAAACCUGAUUAUAAAAGAGGGGAGUUUAAAAUAAUCGUAUGAAUUUACACCAUCAGUCAAUUUUAAUGUAGGACCCAAACAACUCUGUCCCCUUAACAUCUUCUGAUAGAAAUGAAGUGUAAACUUCAGCCUAAGAUUUCUUAUGACCCUGUUUAUGAACUUACUGGCCUUGCAAAUGACGCAGAUGAAGCAGGUCAAACAUCCUUUAGGACCAUACAUAUUCUCACAGAGGUGGUGUGCACAAAAAUGCAUCAAACAAUGUUUAGUAUUUAUAGUUUUAUUCUAGUGUAUUGAAAAUAGCAUUCACAAUGUAAAAUUACCACUGUAUCUAUCACCUGUAUAUUCUUCCAGUAGAGUUUGCAGAUUUAAGUGUUUAGACAUUUUACUGGGAUUCAUUGACUGCGUACCUUCAAAUACAAAUAGUAAAUACUUAAACUGACUAGGUGCAUUGCAGGAUGAACCAUUUUAAUGAAGACCACAGACUGCAUAUAUUCUUUGCCUGUACCCAGUUUUGGCAUUGUUUUAUGUCUGCUAUUAGUACAGUACUAAAGAAAAUGUACAGUAGAUUUACAGAAAAUUGUAUUAAAUCACCUGUUUCAUUUA
Caretta caretta (loggerhead turtle) is the source of this 4989-nucleotide messenger RNA. RefSeq names its product beta-1,3-N-acetylgalactosaminyltransferase 1 (Globoside blood group) (gene B3GALNT1). Gene Ontology annotation, biological process: protein O-linked glycosylation. Gene Ontology annotation, molecular function: N-acetyl-beta-D-glucosaminide beta-(1,3)-galactosyltransferase activity. Lineage: Eukaryota; Metazoa; Chordata; Testudines; Cheloniidae. The record is from RefSeq and is a predicted model, not a curated record. Gene Ontology annotation, cellular component: Golgi membrane.